ACAGGUAAAUAAAACUGGUUAGUAAUGGCGGAGAACAGCGGUAAUAUUAACGUCAAUCCAGCCAACCUUCCUCCCGGAGAUCCGCAGCUCAUCGCUAUGAUUGUGGAGCAUCUGAAGAACCGAGGGCUUUUUGACGAAUUUCGCCGGGACUGUUUAGCCGAUGUCGACACGAAGCCCGCCUACCAGAACCUCCGGCAAAAAGUUGACAACUUUGUGUCGUCGCACCUGAGCACGCAGGAGUGGAACCCGUCCAUCAAUAAGAACCAGAUGAGAAACGGACUCAGACAAAGUGUUGUUCAAUCAGGUAUGCUGGAGUCUGGCGUGGACAGAAUAAUAACUCAGGUCGUGGAUCCCAAGAUGAACCACACAUUCAGGCCUCAAAUAGAGACCGCCGUUCAUGAAUUCCUCUCCUUAGACGGGAAAGAAGAGAGCAGCUCAAGUCUGAAUCCUGCGCCAUGUGAGCCAACGGAAACUCAGGAGCCCCCUGGUGUCUCUGGCCCCAAAACCCCCAAGAUGAUGGUGAAUGUGUCUGCUGCGAUGUUUCUGCUGCUGGGCUGUAAUCAUCUGCUGGCCAUGGAGCUGCAUGAUCAUAUCCUGGAGAAACAAGGGAGCCAAGUCAAAAAGCGCCUCUCCCUGCAGAGCACAGCUGAAAUCCAGAGCUGCUUGGUGAGUUCAGGGGAUGUCGGCUGUGGGAUGUUUCAGUGUUUCAGCAAUAACUCCUGUGAGAUCCAGGGCCUCCACCAUAUAUGCCUCACUCUGCUGCACAACGCAGGACGCUACAACUCUCAGGGUAAGUCGUACGUGAAGGACGCACUUCGAUGCAUUGCGCUGGGACUGCGGCAGCGUUUCAGCUGCGUGAGCCGGCGUUGCUCUGCGGUGAAAGAGAUGGUGUUCUUGCUCCAGAGAGAGUGCUACUCCAAACACAAUCUCUGCCUGGCUGUGCAGGAUCACCUGGACACCAUGGGGAACCUGGUCCAGUUCCAACUCAUGUUUCCUGCAGGGCCGUACGUUGAGCUGAUGAACUUCCUGCUGAAGUGUGGAGACAAGAUCAGGUCCUGGGUCGGACAGCGACUUCGGGGGCAAUGUGAGCAACACUGGGGGGCGCUCUGCAGCACCUUCACCAACAUCUGCCCCCUCAGUCCGUCAGAUGCUCCGGGGCUUCCCACCAGUCCAGCACCCUCCAUCCCUGGACCUGCUACCCCUGCUGAUCCCCUGCAGCAGCCGACCAGGGAGGUCGAACUAGAGGAUGUGACCCCUGAUUGGUCAACAGACAAUGUUACCCAAUCUGAUCUCUUAGCAUCCUGAACUUUCUUAUAUCAAGAGUUACACAAGGUGCACACAGGGUAAACAAACAUUAAGCACUUAUAUUACCAGUAGAAUAAGUAAAAGAUGUAGAUUUAGACGAGUUUUCUGUGUAGUGUUGCCAGUGAAUGCAAAAGCAGCAAUACUUAUUUAGUGUGUGGGUGUUUUUGUUUUGUGGAGAUUAAUAUUUUCUCUGAAUAUAUACAGGAUGAAAAGCCAUUAAUCUACCUCACAUCAAUAUUACAUUUCAUCAGAGGGAAACACUCAUAACACGUUCAGCUCAUGUGCGUCUCAUGGCUUUGAGACAGAAUUAAACUUUUUUUAGUCUGUUUUGGUUUUUAUGAGGAUUGUCAUGUUGUGCAUCAUGCAUAUAGUUAAAGAAUACGCUUCAAUAACCUACCUUAAACUUGUAAUAAUCUUAAAGACAUCUGAAGUUAUACAAUCUAUUUUAUACAACAGUUUUUUCUCAGGCCAUUUUCUUUAGAGUCACAAAGCAGAUGGAUCUAAAUGCAUCCAGAGAAAAAGAUGCAAAGAAAGUCCAGCAUACUGAAGUAAUUAUGCCUAUUUUUAUGUCUGAGUUGUCCAAACUGGUGGUGCUGAAGUGUUCAGAUAUAAAACAGGGUUUUGCUUGUUAUUGCAACUCAAAAGAUUAAAAACAUCUAAGAAGAGGAAUCCUGUCAGAACGGUUCUUUUAAAAUCAACAACUGGUGAUGUUCUUUGCAAAAAUUACAAAUCCCAACUUAGUGCUUAAUACUAAGUUGUGCUUAGUAUUAAGCACAACUUUAAUAGUUUAUUUAAAUAGAAAAUGUUUUUGAAAAAAAAUAAAAAGAAGACCUUAUUGAAGUGAAUAUUUUUCUUUAAUUGGUUUAAAAAUCAGAUUUCAGCACAGGUUACCUUUUCCUGUGUAAUGCAGACAGUUCUUGUUUUUGAGAAUACAACAGUGUUUGCUUUGACUAUAAUUUACAUAAAUAUAAAUAAAUAUGGGCACUUUCACCAAAGUGCAUGCAUGUCUAAUUUAUUGUGUAAAAAUAUCUGAAAGCACAAAUUAAGAAAAUGUUUUAAGCAGUAAUUUGCCAUUUUAUUGAUAACCCAUACAAGCAUACAGUUAGUCUUAUUCAUACCAUGGAAAGAUUUUAGAUUUUCUUCAUUCAAUCAUUUGUUUAUGACAGAAAAUCUCACCUGAAUCUCCCAAAUAUCCAUCUUGUUUUUCGCAAGACUUAUUUUGACCCUUCAACAUAAAUCAGUAGAAAAGCCUUUAUUGGCGUUACAAUUAAACUACUCUUAUAAUUACUGGCGAUCUGUUAUCAACAGCAUUUUAACCUUUUUGAGCUUGUAAAACACUUUUGUUUAUUGCACCAUCUAUAGAUUCUCUUAUGUUCAAGUCACAACUUAUAAAGAUUACUACUUACAGACCGCAACAACAAUGCUGAAGAAAAUUGCAUGAGCUGCAACAUGUAAUUUAUCUUUCAAAUAAAAAAAAAAGUUUAAACA
Molecule: messenger RNA, 2793 nt
Organism: Xiphophorus maculatus (southern platyfish)
Lineage: Eukaryota; Metazoa; Chordata; Actinopteri; Cyprinodontiformes; Poeciliidae
Exons: 7
Coding region: 25-1305 (426 amino acids)
Cellular component (GO): extracellular region
Molecular function (GO): hormone activity
Source: RefSeq, a predicted model, not a curated record